Messenger RNA from Leptidea sinapis, 3274 nucleotides. RefSeq names its product zinc finger protein 724-like. Lineage: Eukaryota; Metazoa; Arthropoda; Insecta; Lepidoptera; Pieridae. Gene Ontology annotation, molecular function: zinc ion binding; RNA polymerase II transcription regulatory region sequence-specific DNA binding; DNA-binding transcription factor activity, RNA polymerase II-specific. Gene Ontology annotation, biological process: regulation of transcription by RNA polymerase II. Gene Ontology annotation, cellular component: nucleus. The record is from RefSeq and is a predicted model, not a curated record. Bases 1 to 1386 code for a protein of 461 amino acids. The transcript has 9 exons.
AUGAUAGAAAAAGACUUACAUGAGAUAUACCUAGAAAUAACAGGCGUGCCAGCGUACGCAGAUGAUCCGCUACCUCAGUUAGCAUGUGUGGAAUGUAUCCACAGACUAAAUAAUUGCAAUCUGUUUAGAAACAAGUGUCGCAGAGCUCACAGGGUGCUCCAGGAAAUCAUUGACAACUCUGACAAUGUAAGUAUGGAUAAAAUUAAAAAUAUAGAUCGUGAUUCAGCCCUGUUGACAAGUAAUCUUACAAAAGUUGUGAAUAUAAAUAGCUAUGAUUGUAGUUUGGUUUACAAUGACGCCAAUGAAACUAUAAAACAGUUAAAAUUUGAAGAACAUUACAGCAGUGAUGUUGAAUAUAAAAGUGUUGAUACAAUUGAAAAUAACAUUGAUAUUAAUGAUGAUGACGCGAUAAUUAAUAAUGAACAUCCGCUAUUUUUGGAAAUCGACACUGAUAAUACAAGCAGACAUACAACAUCAAAAGAUUCGAACGUAGAACAGAACGGUGUCAACGUGAGUCAGAAGUGGGAUGACAUACGGAUAUUGUGGAGAGGUAGAAAGAGAAGGCCUAGGGCACGGACUGGUUUUAAAGAUUCACUCGAAGAUAAGUUUGUGAUAACCGACUUGACGUACGAAGAACAACUUGCGGAAGUGCACAAGAGACGGGAAUCUGCGAAUUAUAAGAAUAGCACUUACAGGUGUACGCUGUGUUUCAAAGGGUUUUUGGAUGAGGACGCCUUUAAAGCGCAUAUGAUGAGGCAUACUCGAUUUACGCCUGAAGAUAUUAGAAAUACAGUUAAAUCUAUUAAACGCGGUCAUAUCUUAACGGAAGAUCUGAAAGACGACUACGAUAUUGAGAGGGAGCGAAGGGCGCUCUCGGUACGUAGCAACAUGAUAGCACGAAGAGCAUUAGCUCGAAGUCACGACAGAUGGCAUGAUGGGAAGAAGUUCCAUUGUCAACACUGCUCUCAAGAAUUUAAUACACUAACCACGUACAUGAGCCACUUGCGUAUAAAACACCCAACCGACUUCGUUUGUGAGCUGUGCGGGUAUUCGUUCGUCAGCGAGAAAGGGAAGUAUCAACACAGGAGUCUGAAGCAUCGACUGGAUGACUUUCAGAUUCCCGACGAUGGUCCUCGGUGUGAAAAGUGUAACAUACAAUUUCGGUCUGACGAGGCCUAUGAGAAACAUAUAAGUGUUUCGUUAAGACACACUGUCCACACAACUAUUCGACCGCACCAAUGCGAACUGUGCGGCAAAUGUUUCAAAACGCCACACGAAAAGAAAUCUCACUGUGAUUACGUGCAUCUUAAGAAGCCGUGGCCUCGGAAGAGCCGGGGGAAACUGAAUGUUAAAGACACUGUGAAGGUAAAGUUGGUGUGUUUUUAAUUAAAUUCGUCUACAGGAUCUACUUUACAGUUGAUAACCUUGGGUUGAGCACCCAAAUAAUAGCAUAUAAGAAAUUGACUUGAGGUGUCGAUCUUUCAAAUUCAAAAAAAUUGUUAUAUUGAGUUAUACUGUAAGUUGAACAAGAAAUUAAUGUUAUUAUUUGGUGACGUUGGCUAUUUGGCUAGUCCUAAUGAGUCCUAGCAACACCGCGUCCAGAAUUGAACUAUUGUGUUCGCUAUUCAUACUUAUAGAUCGUCGCUAAGCCCUGCCGCAUUUACCAACCGCAGUAUCUUCAAGACGCGAGUAUUACAGAUAGCAUCUGGGAGCAGGGUGAGGUUACGCUUAUGCAUUUGUGGGCCGCAAUUGCAGAGGAGAUGAAGAGGCGUUUCAUCGGCCUCGAGGCAAAAUCUGCAAGUUCUUUCGUUUUUUAUUCCGACCACACUGAGGUGCUGUUUAGGCGACAGUGCCCAGUUAGCAUCCUGGUGAGUAUGCAUAGGUUUUUCCUGCUCAAUGAUAGGGCUUCAUUCGCAUUUCUGUUAUUGAGUGCCUUUAUCAGUGCUUUGGAAUGGUUUAUACCUGUUGAUCUUCUCCAGCGUUCCAGGUGUGGAAUGCGGGGAAUGGAGCUCUUAGGCAGUCCUCAAAUAUGUUACGGUGCGUAUUGGACUGCUUUAGCUGCAGCUCUUGCGAGCUCAUCGGCCAUUUCAUUGCCCAUGAUUCCGGCAUGCCCUGGGGCCGAUAUGAGGAUCACUCUAUUUUUUAUGCCUAAUGUGUUUAGGCAGUCAGUACAGUUUUUGGCUAAUUUUGACGCCGUCAAGUCUCCGUCUAAAGCCAUAAAUGCUGCCUGACUGUCAGAGUGAAUGUAUAUUAAUGUUUUGUUAGAAGUAGCCUUUUUGGAUAUUUGUUUCCGAACAUUCUAAAAUGGCGUAUAACUCUGCUUGAAAUAUGGAGGCAAAUCCCCAGGUUUGUGCUGGAUUUAAACCUGAGGCGUUCUCCAUAGACUCCACAUUUAUUUUCCAUUUUGUACACAUCGGUGAACCAUAAGACGCUCCCAUCUUUCCACAAGACUUUGUUGUUCAUUCAGUCGUCCCUAGAAGGUAGUUCCGCAAUUUAGUGUUUGACAGUGGUUAAUUUUGGAGUCAUUUGAUCGGGCAUCAUGCCUAUUAUGUAGUGUUGCAAAACUGAGUGAAACAAGGCAUACCAAGAUUUACGAUCCAUGCGUCGCUCGAUCAGUUGGCUCAGUUUGAAGAGCGCUCGGACGGAACCCGAGAGGUCGAUCGAUAAAUUUAUUUAAACUCAUCCCAAAAGUGAGGUAUAUCACUUUAAAAAUAAAAAAAUUUUUGUGUAUUUAAAUUUUUUCCACUAUUGAGAGGUUCUUAGAAUGCUGUCUAUAUCGGCACCACAAAGGUGUCUUCUUCUAUCGCCAAGCAUUGUUGCAAACUCUGGUCGAACUUCAUCCGAAAGAAAUGCCGGAUUUAGAUGUCUGAAGGUCUUCCGUUGGUGACCACUGUACAAAUGAUCUGCAUCACAGUACUUUGGAAAUUUUCAGGUCCAUAUCAUGGUCCGAUUGCAACCCCCCACUUAUAAGAUGUAGUUUUUAUAUACCUUCGAUGCCAGUUGUCUUAGUGCCUACAAACUGCAUCUUUGGAAUCGCUUUCCCUCCUGGGCGAACACUGUAUUGAUGUAUUUUAUGAUGAUCGGUCUUGCGCUGCCUUCAUCCAACGUAUUCCGGCGAUCUUGACCAGAUCGUCGGUCCAUCUUGUGGGGGGCCUACCAACAUUGCGUAAAUGUCUUUUAAAGAAUAAACUCUUUUUGUACAGAUGGAAACAGAUGACAUGACAUGUGCGAGCGAGAUGGACUACAAAGAAGAAUUACACUAAUUUUCAUAACA